AUGGGGUCUCUGCUCCCCCUGUCGCUGCUGCUUUUGCUGGCGGCCGCCGACCCGGGAGGCGGGAGCGCGCGGCGGCGCCGGGCUGCAGCGGCGCCAGGCCGGGGAGGCAGCUCCCCGGCGCCCUCGGGGACCUCCGUGCCGUUCUGGGUGCGCAUAAGCCCCAAGUUCAAGGCCGUGCCGCCGGGGGGCUCAGUGUGGCUCAACUGCAGCAGCAGCUGCCCCCUGCCGGAGGAUUCCGGCCUCAGCACUCGGCUGCGGCGGGGCGGAACGCUCCGGGGGCCCGGCUGGGUAUCCUACCAGCUGCUGGACGUGAGGGCCUGGAGCUCCGAGGUGCACUGCUUCGUCACCUGCGCAGGACAGACGCGGGGGGCCACGGCCACGAUCACCGCCUACAAACGGCCGCAAAGAGUGAUCCUGGAGCCGCCGGUCUUAGCGGGCAGCGAGUACACGCUGCGCUGCCACCUGACGCACGUAUUCCCCGUGGGCUUCCUGGUGGUGACUCUGAGGCUUGGCGGCCGGGUCAUCUACUCUGAGAACCUGAAGCGCCACACCAGCCCUGAUCUGGCCAACGUGACGCUGACUUACAAGUUACCCGCCAGGCGCCGAGACUUCAGGCAGACAGUGACCUGCCACGCACGCUUAAAUCUUGACGGCCUGGUGGUCCGCAGCAGCUCGGCACCCAUGACGCUCCCAGUCCUCGCUUGGAGCCCCGCGCCCAAAGCCUUGGCCUCCACCUCCAUCGCAGCCCUGGUGGGGAUCCUUCUCGUCGUGGGGGCCACCUACUGCCGAAAAUGGCUAUUGAUGCAGUCCCGGGGUGCGUAGGCGGGUGGUGCAGGCCAGCUGGGCCGGAGGAAAGAGGAACCUGAAACAAUCUAGAGAGCCCUGACUGAUUCAAUAAAGCCCUCCUCAGGGGCACCUGGGUGGCUCAGGGGUUGAGCAGCUGCCCUUGACUCAGGUCGCGGUCCCGGGAUCCUGGGAUCGAGUUCCACGUGGGACUCCCCGCAGGGAGCCUGCUUCUCCCUCUGCCCAUGUCUCUGCCUC
Molecule: messenger RNA, 1041 nt
Organism: Nyctereutes procyonoides (raccoon dog)
Lineage: Eukaryota; Metazoa; Chordata; Mammalia; Carnivora; Canidae
Gene: ICAM4
Product: intercellular adhesion molecule 4 (Landsteiner-Wiener blood group)
Exons: 3
Coding region: 1-822 (273 amino acids)
Biological process (GO): cell-cell adhesion
Cellular component (GO): membrane
Molecular function (GO): integrin binding
Source: RefSeq, a predicted model, not a curated record